GCAGAGCCCAAUGAGGUUCAGGGAGCGUCACCAAAUUCCAUUCUCAGCAGCAGCCGAAACAGCAGCCGCCUGGCGAUCCAAUGACAAGUAGCCGCCGCCGCUGCCAGGCUGCCUUUGUCUCCCGCACUGUUAUUACAUUGUUACCCAGACUGCUGCUCCGGCCCGCACCCCUGCUGUCGCCGCUGCAUCGUGCUCAGGGCAGGCAAUGUAGUGCACUCACUGCUGCCUCUCCCAGCGUGCUCCGUGGCCCAGGCAGCAGCCCCCUCUCUGUGGAGGUCUAAUGCUGCUGCUCUGCUAGAGGGGACAGAGGAGCAGCGGGGGCAGAGGAACACCGAGGAAACCCACUCCCCGUGACUCCUCCUGAGAGCCGUGCAGACAGCUGCUACACCUGGCCGCAGACAUGCCGCUUUUCACAUCCAACCUCUUUGAUCCUGAUGUAGAGAAAGCAACAAGUGAGCUGAACACGGCCGAGGACUGGGGCCUUAUCCUGGACCUCUGUGAUAAAGUUGGACAGUCGCGCACAGGGCCUAAAGAUUGUCUACGUUCCAUUAUGAAGAGAGUCAACCACAAAGACCCCCAUGUAGCAAUGCAGGCGCUUACACUGCUGGGCGCAUGUGUGUCAAACUGUGGGAAGAUAUUUCACUUAGAAGUGUGCUCAAGAGACUUUGCAAGUGAAGUUAGCAGCGUUUUAAAUAAGGGUCACCCAAAAGUCUGUGAAAAGUUAAAAGCGCUGAUGGUGGAGUGGGCUGAGGAAUUCAGGACUGAUCCACAACUUAGUCUAAUUUCAGCCAUGAUAAAGAACCUGAAGGAGCAAGGAGUAAACUUUCCAGCAAUUGGAUCUCAGGCAGCAGAGCAAGCUAAAGCCAGCCCGGCACUGGUCACCAAAGACCCAGGCACAGCAGCCACUAAAAAGGAGGAGGAGGAUCUCGCUAAGGCUAUUGAAUUAUCACUAAAAGAACAGAAACCGCAAAGUACAGUGUCCAGUCUAUACCCAAGCACCAGCUUCUUAACCAAUCACAAGUCAGAGGGGAGGAAGGUGCAGGCCAUCUAUGACUUUGAAGCUGCUGAGGAUAACGAGCUGACGUUUAAAGCCGGUGAAAUAGUCACAGUGCUGGAUGACAGUGAUCCAAACUGGUGGAAAGGGGAGACAAAUGAACGAAUUGGGUUGUUCCCUUCCAAUUUUGUCACAGCAGACCUAACGGCUGAGCCAGAGAUGAUGAAGACCGAAAAGAAAACAGUCCAGUUUAGUGAUGAAGUGCAAGUAGAGACAAUAGAGCCUGAGCCGGAACCAGUGUAUAUCGAUGAGGAUAAAAUGAAUCGGUUACUACAGAUGCUGCAAAGUGCAGAUCCCACCGAUGGCCUACCGGACCCAGCCGAUUUACUUCAUCUUGAAGCUGCUUGUCACCAGAUGGGGCCAAUGAUUGACGAAAAACUUGAAGAUAUUGACAGAAAGCACUCCGAACUUUCAGAGUUAAAUGUCAAAGUUAUGGAGGCACUCUCUCUAUAUACAAAAUUAAUGAAUGAAGAUCCCAUGUAUUCAAUGUAUGCAAAGAUGCAAAACCAGCAGUACUACAUGCCGCCAGCAGGGGCCCCUACGCAGCAGACAUAUCAAGGACAACAUCCGAAUGCCACCUAUCUUGUUAGCGGAAAUACACAGAUGGGCCACAUCCAGGCUUACCCAAUUCCUUCGGAGCAGAUACCCUCUCUACAUCAGGCACCUGUCCCUCAUCCUGCCGCCUCGGAUCACCCCAGCCAGUCACCUCAAGCUUCCUAUAAAACCACAGUAGUUGGCUCCACUGCAGGAAGCUCGUAUAUCAGCCCAGCCCCAGGAUACAGCGCCAGUGCUGCUGCCGUAGAUCUUACUGUUUAUCAGACUGGUACAAACAUGUCCGGGGUUCCAAGCUAUACACUAACCUCCUCAUCCCUCUCUCCAUCUGCUGCCAACCAAGAUCAACAACAGAGUUACUCCCAGCAGAAAGCUCUACUAUAGAUCCUAUAAUCCUGGACUUUAUAUAUUAGCUGUAGCACCUAUAUAAUACCUGUAAUGUGACCACUUCCAUUAUUAAACCAUGCCUUUUUAAUUUCUAUUUCACCAUUAGCCAACUAUUUUCUUAAGCAAAGACCUAGGUUGCACUGAUUUUAAUCCAGUUUAAACUUUGUACGAUACACUACAGGAAACUUACGGGACACAGCAAUUUGCACCAGGCUCGGUUAGGAGGCUUUUCGGAAAAAUUGCCGUUGCACAUAUAAGUGGUGGACAGUCAGUGACGUGUCAUGGUGUUUUUUUCAUGGUGACCGUACAGUUGCACUUAAUAGUGAUACAUUUAUGUAAAUGACAACCUAUAAUCCACAUGUAGCAACGAAUUGCCCGGUCUUGUUAGCGUUGUGUCUUGUGUGCGGAUAUGGUGAACGACUGACCCUUGAAAUAAUUGAUCUUCAAUCAAGUUGCAGCAUAACGUAAAGCUUGUUCUCUACCAUUUAUUUUAUUAACAUCUUUGAACAGUGCAGUGAUAGUUCUAGUAUAUUACUGUAGCUGCCGUCACACAGUGUGGAAUUCAUAGUUGUGAGAAUUGGACCUUUCUAUAUUACGAAGGAGCUUGUGUCUGAGGCAUGGCUUCACUCGCUGAUGACUGAUAACGUUGAACUGGAAAUUCCCUAUUCUAGUUAACAUAUCUUGAAAAAUGUUAAAUAUGGUCCUUUGUAUCUGGUUUUUCCAUACAACCCAUUUUGAGGCACCAGGUCAGAAGUUUUACACCUGAAAGUUUGGAUAAAGUUUGUUGGAAUUAACAAUCUUUGGGGGUCAUUCCGAGUUGAUCGCUAGCUGCAUUCGUUCGUUGUGCAGCGAUGAGGCAAAAAACGGCACUUCUACGCAUGCGGCGCAAUGCGCACACGCGACGUACUAUUACAACGAACAAAGUAGUUUCACACAGGGUCUAGCGAAGCAUUUCAGUCGCACUACUGGCCGCAGAGUGAUUGACAUGAAGUGGGCGUUUCUGGGUGUCAACUGACCGUUUUCAGGGAGUGUACGAAAAAACGCAGGCGUGCCAGGGAAAAUGCAGGCAUGGCUGGCCAAACGCAGGGCGUUUUUGUGACGUCAAAACAGGAACUGAAGUGAUCGCAAGCGCUGAGUAGGUCUGAAGCUACUCUAAAACUGCACAAAAAAACUUUGUAGCCGCACUGCGAUCCUUUCGUUCGUACUUCUUCUAAGCUAAAAUACAAUCCCAGUGGGAGGCGGCUUAGCGUUUGCACGGCUGCUAAAAACUGCUAGCUAGCGAACAACUCGGAAUGACCAUCUUUAUCAGCAUAGUUAGGCUAUGGUAUUUUUUAAACUCUUAAGAUAAAUAAAAAGGGAUAAUUGAAAAAAACUUUUUUUUUCAGGUCCUCAUUUUACAAUAAGUGCAGGUUUUUUUUUUCUCGGAAUCCAUUUUUUUUAUGGCUACAUUUGUACAUAACUAUAAUACACUUGUAUAGAAAUGUUUAGUUUUAGUAUAUAAAUUAUUUUGUUCCUUGAGUACAUUUGCUGAAUCCAGUCUUUAUGUUAUUGCCGGCUUCCGUUUCGUUUCCUGUAUUUUUUGUUGCCAUAUGAAGUCAUCAGAUACACGUGUCCAUACUACGACUACAACACAUAACGCGUAUUAAUAAUAGUGUGAUCAUCUACUGUGGGUUGUUUUGUUAUAAUUGGUGAGUAGUGAUGUCAUCUCACGUAAUGAAUUAUUAGUGACAUCACAUGAGUAUUUGUGUAACACUGCAACGACUCACACAUUAUACAGAAUACCACAUUCCCAAUCGUAGAUUAUAGCUGUGGUAGGAUAUCCUGUGAGUGUUUUUAUGGACACCCGAUUGUCAGCUAUGCAAUAGGGAUGCAGUCCGUUUACCUCCAAUCAAAAUCCCAAUGUUCAAAAUCCCGACACCAAUUGACCGAUGGUCAAAAUCCCGACACCAAUUGACCGAUGGUCAAAAUACCGACAUGGACAAAAUACCGACAAUUAAAAUACCGACAAGGUCAAAAUACCGACAUGUAAAAUGCAGACAGGAGUUUUUCAUGCUUUUUUUCCAUUGAAACCGACUUGUUCAUACUUUACCAUCCCAGUGGACCUGGACGGGGAAUAUAAUAGUGUGCCAAGCGCAGCGAGCCAUGCGAGGGGACGCGGUACACUUUAUAUGGUGUCCAUGUUGACUUAUGUCGACAUACACAAAAAACAACAAAAACACAUGUCGGUAUUUUGACCUGUCGGCAUUUUGCAUGUCGGGAUUUUGACCUUGUCGGUAUUUUAAAUGUCGGUAUUUUGUCCAUGUCGGGAUUUUGACCAUCGGUCAAUUGGUGUCGGGAUUUUGAUUGGAGGUAUAUCACACCGAUCCCAUGCAAUAUAUUCUAUUGGGACCUGCCUCUUUUGGGGUUCAGAGUGGCCCACUGACAUUGGGGUCACAGAUGGAGAAGAGAUUGAACACCUGACUUGCAACUGAUAACUGGAAAACCUAUAUUGCUAGUUUUAAAGGGACACUAACCUUCUAGUAUGCUGUAAUUCCGCCUAGUAUAGGUAAAUGUGUUUCCUAUUGAGAGUUUUAUGCUAAUCUGUGCAGGCUAUUGUCUGCUACCUCUACACCUGCUCUUCUGUGUAUUCCUGCAAAUAAAUCAUUAUAGCGUUAUAUCCCCUUUUGAAGUUAAUUUCUCUGCUAUUAAAGCCUUCAUAAUCUAUAGUAAAGGAUAGAUACUACUAUAUACUUUACAUGCCACCUAUAGAAUAAUGCAUUAUAUCAAGUUGCCUAAUGUCUGCACAUGCCCUAUACUGAUAUCGUGCCGCACUGUAAUGUCAGGGCCACAAAAAUAAUAAUGAUAAUGGAAAGAUUAAAUAAAAAUAUAUAUAUGGUCAAUUUGCUAAAAAAAACAAAGAAAUCCGUACUCUUAAUACGAGAUGAUCCUUUUGAGGAAUCGCACACAAAUGCUUUUUGAAGCAUUCCUAUUGCCUCCGCAUGGUGCAGACGUCAUCUUGGGCGGGAUGUACUAAGCGCAAAAUGCGCUAAACCCCCAUUUGCAGCAUUUUCCUAAUGUACUAACCCCCGGCCGGCAUGUCAGCGCCGUGGAGGGGUUCGCCAGCUUUUGCUGUCAAUACCCCAUAGAAGCCUAUGGGCUUCUUUCCGCAGCGCUGUAUGAGGGAUCCAAUCGGAUCCCUCCCAGCAUGCCCCACGGCCACCCCCGCCAUUCUGCAGAUGCCCAGAAUGACACGGGGUCGAAACCCGGAAGUCAGGGAUCGCGAAGGACAGCUGUUAUCGGAAGAGCUAUCCUUUGCAAUGCUAAGCGCAUAUGUAAGUACAUAUGCACUUUAGUAUCGUGGCGAUCAGCGGCGAUGUCGCAUAGUACAUCCUGCCCCUUGUGAGUUGGACUAAUAUUGAGGAGACUCAGCCUUUGUCAUGAGCUUCAAUGGAAUUGAUAGGCUGAUUACAGCCGAUAUGGCUGCCUGCCCCCGUACAUACAGAUGUAGCCAUCUUACUGCCAUGCAGAUUCAUUCAUCCUUCUAAGAAUGAAUGGAACGAUCACCGGCUGCGAUUAGUCCCUGGCACGCCAUACAGCAAGCGUAUUGCAGGAAGAUGAGCAUGGCGGCAUCUGUAUUGUAUAUAUCUGAGUGAUAAUAUACAAACACAAUUCAAGUGUGACUUCUCCAGGUGGACUGUGGAAUAAAAAUAAACCCCAUUAGUUUACCCUGAAUUAUGUGACAAAUUAUUAUACAUUGUUCAUUUCUCACUAGAAUGAGUAUAUGUUUAGGAGAGGUUUGCAAUAUGUAGUAUUCAAUUAUUUAUAAAUGAAGUACAAAAAAUGUUUGUAGAUAAUGCAUGGUAAUACCGAUAAAUAAAGACUUGUGUAUUUUUUUUUGGUAUUUUUAGUUUGCCCUUCGUUUUAAGAAUGAAUUAAACAUUUUGUUUCCAUCUCUGUAUUAUAUGUUGCAAUCUGCUUUCUGAAUGUCCUUUUUUAUGUUGAAAUAAACCAGAGUACCUAAAGAA
This is a messenger RNA of Pseudophryne corroboree (corroboree frog), 5997 nucleotides long. It is a transcript of the gene STAM, whose product is annotated as signal transducing adaptor molecule. Gene Ontology annotation, molecular function: phosphatidylinositol binding; ubiquitin binding. Gene Ontology annotation, cellular component: ESCRT-0 complex. Gene Ontology annotation, biological process: protein transport to vacuole involved in ubiquitin-dependent protein catabolic process via the multivesicular body sorting pathway. The record is from RefSeq and is a predicted model, not a curated record. Lineage: Eukaryota; Metazoa; Chordata; Amphibia; Anura; Myobatrachidae. The coding region runs from base 401 to 1990 and encodes 529 amino acids. The transcript is spliced from 14 exons.